AUGACUUCGCAAGACAUCGUACUCGAUGUGCGGUGGGUGGGAUCAAGACCUCUCAAAGGGUGGUUCGUCACCAAUAAUGGGCUCUUACUUGAGCUCAGCAAAGCCGACUUGGGAGUUUCCGACAUCAAAGACGGUGUAGUAGUUGGUCAUGAAAGCAUCACCCAAGAUCCAGAAUUGGCUGCCAAUAUCGGCGUUACCGAUGAUGCUACCGACGCAGGUGUCAGAACCUUCCUGGACGGGACCAAAGUUGAGGGUCUUGGUCAUGGGGAACUCCUUGCCACCGAGGGUGAAAGAGACUUCGGGGAGCUGAGCGCUGCAAGGGAAGGAGUAGAAUCCGUCGCCGAGAGUGGAGUCGGCCUUGGCCUCGGAGAUCUUGGAGUAAAAAUCGGCGACGCUCUGGGUGUCACCAAUGACGAGAGUAGUUCCCUGUAA
This is a messenger RNA of Acaulospora colombiana, 432 nucleotides long. The record is from the annotation of a GenBank genome assembly. NCBI's taxonomy places the organism in Eukaryota, Fungi, Glomeromycota, Glomeromycetes, Diversisporales, Acaulosporaceae.